Messenger RNA from Helobdella robusta, 1062 nucleotides. RefSeq lists its product as hypothetical. The record is from RefSeq and is a predicted model, not a curated record. Bases 1 to 1062 code for a protein of 353 amino acids. Lineage: Eukaryota; Metazoa; Annelida; Clitellata; Rhynchobdellida; Glossiphoniidae. The transcript has 4 exons.
AUGGUUGUUAUAAGAGUAAAGAAGCGGAUAGUUUCCCUGAAAGAACUAAUAGACGUCGACGGUCUUUUUUUAGAUUACGUAGAAUUAUACUUGAGAACAUUGUUAGAUUACAAUAAUGAAAUCACAUCAAAUAGCAUUGAAGGUACCAGCACCGCUAACAACCCUUUCGGAAGAUGUCUCAGAAAUUCACUCAAAACUGAUCCGGACUUUUUGGAGACGUUCAGGGACGUAUAUUUAGAAUCUUUCUUUGGGUCCAGCCUAUAUUUAGAAUACAGAUUGUGUUCUUUACUAUCCCAAAUGAAUAUUUUGAAAAAGAAUUCAGCAAAACCGGAAGUCGAUCACGAUAUAAAUGGCGAUAACACGGAAGGAAAAGGUAGUGAUAGUGAAAAAAGUGAGAGUACGCUAGGAAAAUAUAAAGAUAAUGGUAAAAUCGGAGAGAGAAUUGUUGACGGUAGUGAUACUAUCUUUAAAAGAAUAAACCUAUCAGACGCUAUUAUUUACGAUCUGCAAUUGAAUAACAACAAUAACAACAACAACAAUAUUAAUAAUAACAAUAAUAAUAAUAAAAACAAUAAUAAUAAUAAUGAUGAUGAUGAUGGUGUCGACGAUGAUAACGAUGGUGAAAUCAUAUUCCUCAUCGAAAUCGGCGAAAGUAAAGAUGAUGGAAUGUUUUAUUACCAUGUAAAGCAGUUUAAUACUACUACUGCUGCUGCUGCUGUUACUUCUACUACUACAACUACAACGGCUGCAAUUACUAAUACUACUUUCACCACUAGUAGCUGUAGUACUACUACAACUGCUACUACAAGAGUAGCAAAUAAUGUUACUGCAGCUACUUCUACUACCACUACUGCUGCUGCUACUAUUUCACUGUCAUCCAAACUACAAGAAAUUAUAAAAAACCGAAAAGCACUAAUUAAUAUUCAUGAGGUCAAGGACUAUUAUAAUUAUUUGCCCCGUGACCUUGCUCGGCCUUUGUGGCGGUUCUGGAUCAAAGUUCAAAGUUUGCUUGGUGGUCCAUGGUGUGAGAAUGCAAGAAGAGAAGACAAUGAGUACGGAUGA